Molecule: messenger RNA, 1783 nt
Organism: Exophiala xenobiotica
Lineage: Eukaryota; Fungi; Ascomycota; Eurotiomycetes; Chaetothyriales; Herpotrichiellaceae
Exons: 2
Coding region: 201-1643 (480 amino acids)
Biological process (GO): cytoplasm to vacuole targeting by the Cvt pathway; autophagy
Cellular component (GO): phagophore assembly site
Molecular function (GO): phosphatidylinositol binding
Source: RefSeq, a predicted model, not a curated record
AUACCACUACAAUUCACAGACUACACGCACUCAGUCAAGGCUCAUCUUACGGUCAUUAGGCUCAACAUAACUUACUUUCGCAGCAAAGAGGAGUUUAAUCCGGCGCAUACCUCACCGCUCAGCCAUCUCGGUGGUGCCCAUCACGGACCCGCAACCACAUCACCACAACAGGGCUGCCUGCGGGCAUCAAUCACAGCAAAAUGGACGAGCAUAACGAUUUUGACAGCAUUUCCUGGCAGCGGGAAGAUGCUGCUCAAGCCGAAGGAUCCGCUGCCUUUGAAGCAAACCUCCCAACAAGACCUGUGACAGGUCGCAGAAGUGAGAGCAUGUCCAGUGAGCCGCAGGCCGGUGAUCAAGCGGACAACGUCGAUCUAGCAGGAAUAGGUCGCGACGGCGUACUAGAGGUCACAGUCGAUGCUCCGCUGAAAGAAAACGAUGGCACAAAAGACGCUUACGUGUCAUACUUGGUUACCACACAUACAGACUUCAAGACGUUCCAGAAAACGGACUUUUCUGUCAGGAGACGCUUCACAGACUUCGUCUUCCUCCGACAAACGUUACAUCGAGAUUACCCAGCCUGUGCCGUUCCUCCGUUACCCGAGAAGAACAAUAUGGCCUAUGUAAGAGGUGACCGGUUCAGUACAGAGUUCACACAGAGACGAGCUUGGUCAUUACACCGCUUUUUGAAAAGAUGCACUCUUCACCCAGUCUUGCGAAGGGCGCCGAUCCUGAUUCUAUUCCUCGAGACAGCCGACUGGAACGCUCAAAUGCGCAUGAGACCAUCGAGAAGUAACACAAUUGAAGGUGGAAACGCAACAGCACCAACGGGAUUCUUCGAUAAUGUCGCAGAUACCAUGCUAAAUGCCUUCUCCAAAGUGCACAAACCUGACAAGAGGUUCAUUGAAGUAACCGAGCGCGCGAAUAAGCUCGACGAGGACUUGUCACAUGUGGAGAAGAUCAUCACGAGAGUGGCACGAAGAGAAAGUGACUUGGAAACCGACUAUGCAGAAUUGGCCACGAACAUGCGGAAACUCACUCCCCUGGAGCCGUCAAUCGAGGCUCAGUUGCAGACAUUUGCCGGUUGUGUGGAAGAGACUUCGAGAGGCUGGAAAGGGCUGAAAGACCACACCGACCAGAAUUACUUGGGAAGCCUGCGAGAUAUGGAAGCCUAUAUCAACUCUGUAAAGUCGCUUUUGAAGACGAGAGAACAGAAACAGCUCGACUUUGAGGGUCUCACUGAAUAUUUACAGAAGGCAACAUCGGAGCGAGACUCCCUUGCCUCGAGUAAUCCGUACCAUCACGGCUCGAAUUUGAACCCAGCUACUUUCAUCCGGAACAAAGUCGAGGACAUGAGGGGCGUGGACCACGAGACAUCACGCAGAGACCGGGCGCGAAAAUUGGAGCUCAAGAUUGCCGAGCUGAACCGCGAAGUGGACAGUGCCAAAGGCACCAGCGAAAUGUUCGAUGAGCAAGUGGUGCGCGAAGUCGCCGAUUUUGAGAGGAUAAAGGGUCUCGAGUUCAAAGAUAGCCUCGGAGCAAUGGCGACUCAACACAUGGAGUUCUACCAGAACGUCAUUUCGACGUGGGAACGAUUCCUUGUUGAUAUGGAUGCUGAUAGUAAGGACAAAGGACGGGCAAGCUGAACUGAACAGGGGAGUGCGCGUGGCUAAUAUCAGGGAACCACAACGUGGGCUAUUGCUCAGAUAGCAUUGAACGAUACCUUAAUGAGGCAGAUUACAUGCUCCAUGUCCCACGCAUCGAGUGCCUGUCUGCCGGCUUUGCC